UCUCUCUCAAAUAGCUCAACCAGCAUACCAAUGGCUGACCGUCCGCACCAGCUCCAAGUCCACCCACAACGCGGGCAGUUUGAGGGUGGUGUCAAGAACCAAAGGGGGGGUGGUCCAUCAGCGACCAAAGUGAUUGCAGUCCUUGCCGCCCUCCCUGUAGGUGGCGCGCUACUUGCACUUGCUGGUUUGACGUUCAUUGGCAGUCUCAUUGGGCUUGCUGUAACCAUCCCACUUUUUCUCAUCUUCAGCCCGGUUCUUGUCCCGGCUGCUAUCGCUGUCGGCCUUGCGAUCACCGGCUUUCUGAGCUCCGGGGCUUUAGGUUUGACGGGGCUGUCAUCGCUCUCUUGGGUCCUCAAUUACCUCCGUCGGGCCAGCCAGUCCCUGCCGCACGAGAUGGACCAGGCAAAAAGGCGCAUGCAGGACAUGGCAGCUUUUGUGGGGCAGAAGACCAAGGAGGUUGGCCAAGAGAUCCAGAGCAAGGCCCAAGAGGGAAGGAGAACAUGAAAGGCAGAAGAGGUUUCAACUUUUAAGACCACUCCCCAAACAAAUUAAAAAACGAAAAAAGAAAUAAAAAAAUAUUAAC
Alnus glutinosa is the source of this 583-nucleotide messenger RNA. Its product is annotated as oleosin 5-like. The transcript has a single exon. Bases 31 to 504 code for a protein of 157 amino acids. Gene Ontology annotation, biological process: seed oilbody biogenesis; response to freezing; lipid storage. The record is from RefSeq and is a predicted model, not a curated record. Lineage: Eukaryota; Viridiplantae; Streptophyta; Magnoliopsida; Fagales; Betulaceae. Gene Ontology annotation, cellular component: membrane; monolayer-surrounded lipid storage body.